Messenger RNA from Blepharisma stoltei, 258 nucleotides. The record is from the annotation of a GenBank genome assembly. Lineage: Eukaryota; Ciliophora; Heterotrichea; Heterotrichida; Blepharismidae.
AUGGGAAACUGCAUUGAUAGAAAAGAAGCAUCAACAACCACUGUCAAUUGUGAAAACUUAAGGCGUGCAUUAAAUUUAAGUCAUUCCAGAAAAAAAAAUAAAUAUCAAGCUGACUUAAGAAGACUAAGCUAUGAUUUAAGGGGCAAUACAAAAGAAGAAAUGCUCAAAACAAUUGUUCUUAAUCAGCAGAUAUUUAAUGCUAGACUCAACAGCAAUAAGCAAUCUCUCACAAGAACAAGUACAUUAGAGGAGUCUUAG